AAGAAAUCGUCUAUGUAUAUUGUAUAGGUGGGCAUAACCGGCGUAGCCACUGUCCGUGUCGUACGUGGCGAAUCGAGUUCAUUCAUAAAAAUAUUUUUUGUUUUCAAUCAAAGGGAUUCAUGCAAAAAGUAGAAAUAAAUAAAUAAAGAGAGAGUGUUUGUGCGGCGCAAAUUUGCGCGCCAUAUCGGAGUGGCAGUGACCUAUCUUUAUCACUUUUUAAUUCCUAAUUUUCAUUUCGUGACGUGUUUUGUGUAUUUGUGACUUUAUAAAAUUGUUUCUAUUUUUUUUUUUGGAUCAACGGAUACAGCUUUGAAACUAUAAUGGCUACUCCCACGGAAUUACCUUCAGAGAGAGUGAAACAAAUGUUCAGUUGGACUACGGGAGAGACCUCGCCUCCGUCGCCGAUGGGCGACGAGAAGGAGUCCAAAAUGAGCCAGAUACAAUUCUCUGUACCUUUCGAGAAACAAGAAUCCACGAUGUGGCAGAAGCGUCAGCAAGCCGUGUGUGUUCGACACGCGUUCAAACACUACGGAUCUAAAAAAAGGCCCAACCAUGUACUCAGCAACCUAAACAUGACAGUCGCUAAAGGCACAAUAUAUGGACUAUUGGGGGCGUCUGGCUGCGGAAAAACCACCCUUCUAUCAUGUAUAGUUGGUCGGCGGAAACUUAACAGCGGAGAAAUAUGGGUUCUUGGGGGCAAACCUGGUACUAAAGGCUCAGGUGUACCUGGCAAGCGGGUUGGAUACAUGCCUCAAGAAAUUGCGCUGUAUGGAGAGUUUACAAUUAAAGAGACCAUGAUGUACUUCGGAUGGAUCUUCGGAAUGGAGACACGAGAGAUUGCUGAAAGGCUACGCUUCUUGUUGGACUUUUUAGAUCUGCCUAGCGAAAAUCGAAUGGUGAAGAAUCUUAGCGGUGGUCAACAGCGCCGUGUGUCGUUCGCCGUGGCCCUUAUGCACGACCCAGAGCUCCUGAUCCUGGACGAGCCUACAGUGGGCGUAGACCCGUUACUCCGACAGUCAAUCUGGACCCACCUCGUUCGCAUCACCAGCUCAGGAGACAAGACUGUCAUAAUCACCACACAUUACAUUGAAGAAGCGAGGCAAGCGCAUUGUAUCGGUCUGAUGAGAAGCGGGCGGCUACUAGCUGAAGAGUCUCCACAAGCGCUUCUCACCAUGUACAAUUGCAUCUCGUUAGAAGACGUAUUCCUAAAGCUCUCCAGGAAACAGGGUCAGUCCAAUCAAGUGGUAGAACUGAACGUGUCUGGUGGAGCCCUCGGUCUGAACAAGCUGUCCAAGAGGGAAGAAGCGCCUUACGCAGCAGAGGAUGCUCAAGUCAAGGGUUUGAAUUUCCAUCAGAGCAAGGAAGUGCUUAUAAUAGAAAAUGGAGCUAGCUCUAACGGAGACCUUCCAGGAAAGAUGACCGAAGUUAUGACGACCGAGUGCGAAGAGUGUACCGACUGCUUCAAUUUGAGUAAUAUAACGUCUCGAGGUAAAAUAAAAGCCUUAAUUCAGAAGAACUUCUUGCGAAUGUGGAGAAAUAUCGGCGUGAUGUUGUUCAUCUUUGUGCUGCCUGUCAUGCAAGUGAUCCUCUUCUGUUUGGCGAUUGGACGGGACCCCAGCGGGCUUAAACUGGCUAUAGUAAACGACGACGUAAAAGUGAUCAAUGGCGACUGUCCAUUCAAUUCGUCCUGUUCAAUGAAGAACCUCUCGUGUCGGUACCUGCAUCAGCUCGAAGAACAUACUAUAAAGGAGUAUUACGCGGACCUAACGUCAGCUCUGAACGCUGUCAAGGAGGGCGAGGCCUGGGGCGCGCUGUACUUCAACGAAAACUACACGGACUCACUGGUUGCGAGAUUGGCUUUAGCGGACACAGCAGAUAACGAGACCAUACAGACCUCCGAAGUGCAGGUCUGGCUGGAUAUGUCCAACCAGCAAAUAGGCCUCAUGCUUAACAGGGACAUUCAAUUCUCAUACAGGGACUUUGCUAAGGACUUGCUCGAAACGUGUGACUACAAUCCGAAGCUGGGUGAUAUCCCGAUAGAUUUUAUGGACCCUAUCUACGGCAACAAGAACCCCUCGUUUACAGAUUUCGUCGCACCCGGUGUUAUUCUUACUAUCGUAUUCUUCCUCGCCGUCGCGCUCACAUCAUCGGCACUGAUCGUUGAACGUAUGGAAGGUCUAUUGGACCGGUCAUGGGUGGCCGGCGUGUCUCCCGGAGAGAUCCUGUUCUCCCAUGUGGUCACGCAGUUCGUGGUCAUGUGUGGUCAGACCGCUUUGGUGCUCAUCUUCAUGAUAUCUGUCUUCGGUGUCAAGAACAACGGGAAUAUCGUGUUUGUCAUCAUGCUCACGUUGUUGCAAGGUCUCUGCGGCAUGUGUUUCGGUUUCGUCAUAUCAGCGGCCUGUGAGUUGGAACGUAACGCUAUCCAGCUGGCCCUCGGGUCCUUCUAUCCCACCUUACUGCUCAGCGGAGUCAUCUGGCCCAUCGAGGGUAUGCCCUGGAUCCUACGAUACGUAUCACUCUGCCUUCCCCUUACGUUGGCAACGACUUCUUUAAGGUCCAUCCUAACGAGAGGGUGGCCUCUCACGGAUCCAGAUGUGUAUAUGGGUUUUGUAUCAACGUUAAUAUGGAUAGCCCUAUUUUUAGUUGUAACUUUAACUAUUCUGAAGUUUAAGAGGAAUUGAAUGCCAUUUUCUUAGGUGAUGGGGAGGGGAGGGGGAGAGUUGCGCUGUGUACCCACAUACUUCUUUUCUAUUUAAUUAUGCAAUCCAAUAAUAAAAAGUUAUAAAAAUAUCGAAGUUCUAUACAAUACUUACGAAUUAUCUAAUGAUAGGUUUCUUAAAAGAAAUUUCUUUUACAAAUAAACUAGCCUUUGCACACUAUUCUAUAUAAGUUUUUUACAAUAAAGAAUGAACAGUCGUAUACUUCAUACGAAUCGCUGGUACGAUUCAAAUAUAGAUUUCUCAAUUUUGCUAAUAGAGGACACAAUAAUUAUUUUGAUAAUUUAAAUUUAAAAAUUUGACAGAAUAAUUCAAUAUAUACAUUUCAUUGAAGUAUAUUGUAUGACAUUUUAAGAAUGGUAAUUAUUAUAAUAUAUAUAAAAAUAUAGUAAUAUUAAAACAUAGUUUUUAAAAUUAAAAUUUUGAUUGUUACAAGCACUAUGAGAUCGUACACAGCGUUCACAUCUCGACAUUUUCUUUUCAAAAUAAGUCUGUUAAAAUUAACGCAUAUCAUAUGUAUAUCGUUGCUCAAACCAUAAAAACAAAUAGUUUAAUUAUUUUUUUUAGCUAAAUGACUGUUAGUCGAUGUAAAUAGUAGCCUUGUAUUUAUGCUAAGUAUAUCGAGUACACAUGUACUUAAUAGAUGGAGAAAGGGAAUGUUAGCAAUAAUGAUAGGUCGCGCGCUUUAUGGGUUCAUAUAAAUAAGCUAUUGUAAGGGAGAGGAGUAAUUCAUAAUGGCAUAUCGGAUACCUGAAUAACUGAGUUACCAUAGAAUAGAAUGGUGCCAUACCAAAUGUGGUGUUUUUGUUAACUGGCUUCGCAAAAGCAACAGAUUGAAUUGUAUUUGAUUGUCUAACAAAAACUUUAAAAUAUUAUAUUUUUCAAGUACUGGCAUUCAAACCCUCAAUAUUUCCUAAGAGGCUACCUACACAUUAACAAUUUACUGAAAUUUAUCAACUGACAUGAUUAAAAAAUAAUGCAUAUUAAUUAUUCAUACUGUAACUGCGCUUAAUUUUAAAAGUAAUAAUUAAUAAGUAACUACCCAAUUGUAACUUUCAUAAUAUAUUGUUGUUUUACGAAAUAUAAUUUUCAUUGAAAAAUUUAAUAACUGUGUAAUUGAAUUUGCAAAUGAAUUAAAAUCUGAAAACAUCAGCGCCAUCUAUUCAAAAUGUAUAAGUAUCAAGACAAUUAUUGUUAAGUUGGUUUAUGUACGAACAAUUAGUUUUAUACUGUUGGUCAUUUGAGUUAGCUUAUUAUUAUUAUUAUUCUUUCCGAAAUUUCAACGGGAAUGUAGAAAAGAAUAUACCAGGACCUUUAAUAUUAUUUCUUUGCAAUAAUAAUAAAUAAUAAGUUCAUAAUUAAUAAAAAAUCAUAUUACAUUAUAAAUAAUAUAUAAAUAUCUUAUAGAAAUGUUACGAAUAUCUAAAUUAAAAUCUAAGGUUGAAUCUUUCCUUUUUUUCUAUAUUUCCGUCAAAACUGUAGUGUUAAUAUUGUACAGUAAGUAAGGUCAUUUAUAUACACACCGGAUUGCUGAGGUUCUUAGUCUUAGUGCACACCGCGACGUGUAAGUACGUGUAUGAGGGACGCCGGCCGCGUCUACUAGUGUUAGUUUUACAAGUGUCUGACUGUGAUUAUUUUUGCUAACAUUGACAUUUUUUGUAAUGACAAUUAUUAUAAUAAUACUGUACCAAAUAAAAUGUGGUUUUCUUUUA
Galleria mellonella (greater wax moth) is the source of this 4429-nucleotide messenger RNA. It is a transcript of the gene snu, whose product is annotated as ABC transporter G family member 23. NCBI's taxonomy places the organism in Eukaryota, Metazoa, Arthropoda, Insecta, Lepidoptera, Pyralidae. The coding region runs from base 321 to 2681 and encodes 786 amino acids. The transcript has 16 exons. Gene Ontology annotation, biological process: transmembrane transport. The record is from RefSeq and is a predicted model, not a curated record. Gene Ontology annotation, molecular function: ATP binding; ABC-type transporter activity; ATP hydrolysis activity. Gene Ontology annotation, cellular component: membrane; ATP-binding cassette (ABC) transporter complex.